CUUUAUUCUUAUUUACCUAACUAAAAUAAAAAGUGGAAAACCAUUUUGGGACAACUAAAAUAGGAAAUUUUGAAAAUCAAAUUGGAAGGGAGGGAGUAUUUAUUACUCCGUAAAUAAUUACUCCAUACAACUUUACUCUCUUGAGAUUUUUCAGAUCAAGAAAAAAUUAUGAUGAGUUGAUGACCGUCAAUGUGGCUAUCCACUCCAAGUCUUGUACGUAUAAAAAACAUCGGUUUAUGAGCAAUCACACGUACUUCUGCUGUGGCUUUCCCUUCAUACUCCGUAUUUCAUUACCAAUGGCCCAUACAAUGCCAUUAGAGUCUCCACCGCCGGAGAACACAAUUGACCAAAACCCCAACUCCAAAGUCAUAGUGGUCACUGUGCCGUUCCUGGCUCAAGGCCAUCUCAACCAACUCCUCCAUCUCUCCCGCCUCAUCGCAUCUCACGGCUUACAAGUAUACUACAUCGGUUUUAGUGUCGAUAUCAGCGUCGCUCGACGGCGACUCCAGGGUUGGGAUCCUCUGGCUUAUCCAUCACUCCAUUUCCAAGAAUUUCCAAGCCCUCCAUCUUACAUCUCGGGCGCCAACCCGGCCACGGAGCUGGAAUCCUUCUCCGACAUCAUGGCCUCCGUAAUCGAAUCUUGCGACAACCUACGCCACCUCAUCGCGGAGUUUCUCGACGGCCUCUCUAGGAAAUGCGAGAGGCUAGUGGUCGUUCAUGACUCACUCAUGGCGACCGCUGUUCAGGAUGCAGCUUCCAUUCCCCACGCCGAGGCCUACACCUUCCACGCCGCGUCAGCUUUCACCAACGCCACCGUUGUAUGGGAAAUCGGCUCCAAAGUGCUCCGCAUCCCGCCCUUCCUUUCGAAGCUGACCGGAAAGCUCCUCCUGCCUUCCAUGGCAGUGAUGCCAGACUCUCUUCCGUCCUUAGAGAGCUGCUUCUAUCCCGAGUUCUUAAAGUUCAUGUCCGUGCAACGCUCAGCCAAUACCAAAUUCUGCUCCGGCAAUAUUUAUGACGCGUGUAGACCGGUGGAAGGCCCGUAUCUUGAAAUGCUCGCCAAGUUCUAUAGACUCACCGGAAAAGGGAAACUCUGGGCUAUCGGUCCGUUAAAUCCGGUGAUCACCCAAGAACAGAGUGAAGUCAGUGAACCCAAAUCUUGUCUUCGUCAUAGAAGUAUUGAAUGGCUGGAUAAGCAGCCGCCGAAGUCGGUAGUUUUUGUUUCAUUCGGAACUCUGACGUCACUUUCCGGGGAACAGAUCUUGGAGCUGGCAAAGGGCUUGGAACAGAGCCAACAGAAGUUCAUAUGGGUCGUAAGAGACGUUCUGAAAGGAGAAACACCGCUGCCGGAAGGAUAUGAAGACGAAAUACAAGGAAAGGGUCUUAUACUCCGAGACUGGGCCCCGCAGAUGGAAAUAUUGAACCACCCCUCGACGGGAGGGUUCUUGACCCACUGCGGGUGGAAUUCGUGCAUGGAGAGCAUAGUCAGGGGAGUGCCCAUGGCGACGUGGCCGAUCCAUUUCGAUCAGCCGAGGAAUGCGGUGCUGAUGACAGAGGUGCUCGGAAUCGGGAUAAUGGUGAAAGAAUGGGGUCGGCGGGAUGAAGUGAUAAGGUCCGAUGUCAUCGCCGAUGCUCUGGAGAGACUGAUGGUCAGGCCGGAAGGAGCAGAGAUGAGGAGAAGGGCUGUAGAGCUGGGCAAAGCUUUGAAGCAGUCUGUGAAAGAUGGUGGCCUUUCUCGAGUUGAGAUGGCUGAUUUUAUUCAUCACAUGACUAAUCCCAUGGCACCUAUGGGUGCUUAUGGACGGUUCCCCUUUUCGUUUUUGAAAAACAUUUGGUACUUUUGGUUUGGAAACAACCAAAAAAAGAAUUUUUGAGUAACUCAUAAGCAUGAGUAUUUAAUUGAGUACUAAGCCUAAGGAAGUAAGGUGUGGGCUUAGUUUAUAAGUUUUCUUUAAUAAUACUUGGAGCUCGUUUGAUGAACUUGUUUUUUGUUAAAUCAAAUUUAUUCGUCAACUUUUUCAUCAAACACGUUACUUUUGUUUUGCGCGCUGAAUUGUGUAAUGAUAUUGUGGAAGAUAAUUAUGUGACGGAGGA
This is a messenger RNA of Cuscuta europaea, 2091 nucleotides long. Lineage: Eukaryota; Viridiplantae; Streptophyta; Magnoliopsida; Solanales; Convolvulaceae. The record is from the annotation of a GenBank genome assembly.